CAAUCAUUUAGAUCUGCAUAACAGAAAAAAAGAAGAAAAAAGCCCAGCCCACAAUUCAAAUACAGCCAGCCCUUUUUAUGAGCACAAUACCCUCCUGAAACAGUUCUGCUUUUCCUGGCUAGUGUCUUCAGUUAGGAGCUGCUAAUUUCCUCAAAAGAGGAGGAGGUCCAGUUAUGUUUUCUUGUUUUCCUCCCAACUUCUUCAGCAAUUUAGUCAGAUUUUCAUUUCUGUGAUGGAAGAUAGCCAAGGGAUUCUGAAGGAUGAAGAAAAUGGUGGCAAACAGCCAGGAGAUGAAGGUUCAAAGGGGGGGAAACUUCCAAGGAGGAUUAUUCAUUUUACAAGUGGUGAAACGAUGGAAGAAUACAGCACAGAGGAAGAAGAUGUGGAGGAAAGCGACCAUAAUCCACUUCCCAACACUGUUGGCCUCUCCUGGGCUAGUUACCUGCGAUUUUGGGUCCUUCGAAUAGCAGCGACAACUUUUUUUACUUGCGAAUUCCUUGGUGGGAAGUUUGCCGCGCUGUUUGGACUCAAUGAAUCCAAAUAUCAAUAUGCAAUAGACGAAUACUACAGGACACAGAGCAAGGAAAGUGAAAGUGAUGAAGAUGGUGAAGAGAUGCAGGAGAUGGAGAGGACGGUUGCAUCAAAUGAAAAAGAGCACCUGGAGAGGCAGAGCUUUGGAUAUGGGUCCAUUGAUUCUAAAGAGACACCUGCCUAUUCUCCGGAAAACACUGUUGCAAUGGUCAAUGAACUUGAAGGUAGCCUCCCCAGUCCAAAAAAAUGAACUUUAGCCACUGUAAAGUUUGUAAAUAAGCACUUGAUGCACAUCUAAAGAUGGAAUGCUUUGAAUAAAAAAAACAC
Lacerta agilis (Sand lizard) is the source of this 858-nucleotide messenger RNA. RefSeq names its product family with sequence similarity 177 member B (gene FAM177B). Lineage: Eukaryota; Metazoa; Chordata; Lepidosauria; Squamata; Lacertidae. The transcript has 5 exons. The coding region runs from base 233 to 781 and encodes 182 amino acids. The record is from RefSeq and is a predicted model, not a curated record.